Messenger RNA from Trypanosoma brucei brucei TREU927, 831 nucleotides. RefSeq lists its product as hypothetical. The transcript has a single exon. Lineage: Eukaryota; Euglenozoa; Kinetoplastea; Trypanosomatida; Trypanosomatidae. The record is from RefSeq and is a predicted model, not a curated record. Bases 1 to 831 code for a protein of 276 amino acids.
AUGCUUCGAGCUUCUGUGUUGCUGCUUAAGUCAAGCAUACGAACAUCAGGAUUGCUUUUACCAUGGAAAAUACGACCAGUGGCGGAUACAAUGGAGCGAAGAGAUGCGUGGAAAGAGUUGGAGCAACUUCUCACUAGCAUUACACGACUGAGUAACGAGGAAGCGAUAGAGAAGAUGACCGAAUUUUGUCCACGGCUUGCGAUUUGUGACAUUGAAUACCCCGUCGAGACGCUACAACGCAAACGGCGGCUGGAGGAGCGGCGGAUGUUGAGGCAACACCACGAAAAUCGUAGUCGCAAUGGUAAGAAGAAGGGGGAGCGUGAGCAGGUGACAGAAACCGUUACGUUAGCAGACGAUGAAGCCACUCGGAAAUUGAUGAAGAGCACCUUACGUAUAUUGGUUGCAAGGGCUCAAAAAAACUCUGGAACCAGCGACCGGGAGGUGGUGCGGGACAAAAUGAAGAAAUCCUCCUCAAAGAUUAUCGUUUCUUCAUCCAGUGCCACACCUGCUCCCCUUCCGAGUAAAAGCGACGAGGGGAAGCGUAGCGGGGCCGACAAAAAGGCGAACAGAGGCGAGGUUGAUGGAACCCAAAACUCCAAACGAAAAGGAGAAGUUGAAAAAUCAAGUGAUUUGGUGAGUUCCCCCACAACCACAACCACUGGAGCGACAGCAGCAGCAGCAGCAGCAGCAAUGAAUGUUUCUUCCUCUUCUACUUUUCCUUCUGGGGAAACUCCGUUUAGGGCUUCAUCAACUGCAUCCACUGCAGGAGUAAAAGGUGCGGAUACAUCGAGUGGUGGUGGUAGCGCAUGCAAAACGGGGAAAGGUAAGUAG